AUGGUAAGAGAAGGUGUAGUUUUAGGGCAUCUUAUUUCUGAGAGGGGAAUACAGGUUGAUAAAGCAAAAAUUGAUGUUAUUUCGUCUCUGCCUUAUCCCGCAUCUGUGUGGGAGGUGCGAUCUUUCCUUAGACAUGCAGGUUUUUACAGGAGAUUUAUCAGAGACUUCAACACGAUUGCUCUGCCACUGUCUCAUCUUUUGCAGAAAGACGUACCGUUUUUAUUCACUAAUUCAUGUAAGGAGGCGUUUGAGGAGUUAAGGAGGAGACUCACUACAACACAUAUCAUGCAGCCACUAGAUUGGAAGUUUUCCUUUGAGUUGAUGUGUGAUACCUCUGACUUUGCACUUGGAGCUGUAUUAUCUCAGAGAGUUGGUAAAUUUUCACAUGUUAUUUCUUAUGCCUCUAGAACUCUUGAUGCAGCUCAGAUAAAUUAUACCGCCACUGAGAAGGAGCUGUUGGCUAUUGUAUUUGCAUUAGAUAAAUUCCGUUCUCAUUUGCUUGGCUCCAAAAUAACUGUCUUUACAGAUCAUGUUGCACUGAAAUUCCUAUUGAAGAAGCCAUAUGCUAAACCCAGAUUGAUCAAAUGGAUGCUUCUUCUGCAGGAGUUUAAUAUUGAUAUAAAAGACAAGAGUGAUGUGUUGAAUCAGGUUGCUGAUCACCUAAGUCGUAUUGAAGGGACCAUUGAUCGUUUACUUAUUUGUGACAGUUUUCCUGAUGAUUAUUUAUUUGCUUUGUAUUCUAUAGAAUCUGUACCCUGGUUUGCUGAUAUUGUAAAUUAUUUGGUUACUGUUAUUGUACCUCCUGAUGCAUCUAGAUCCCAGGUUGAUAAGCUUAAGAGCAUUGAUUUUAUGGGUCUUUUUCUUGUUUUUGCUGGAUAUUCUUACAUCCUACUUACUGUUGAUUAUGUGUCUAGAUGGGUGGAAGAAAAGGCCACAAAAACUAACGAUUCUAAAGUUGUUUCAAAUUUUCUCUAUACUCAUAUAUUUUGUAGGUUCAGUGUGCCUAAGACUGUCAUCAGUGAUCAGGGAAGUCACUUCUGUAACAUGACCAUAGCAGCAUUGCUCCAAAAGUAUGGGGUUACACACAGAGUUGCUACACCAUAUCAUCCCCAAACUAAUGGGCAAGCUGAGAGGACAGCUUACCGGACACCAUUAGGUAUGUCUCCAUUUCAAGUGGUGUUUGGUAAAGCAUGCCACCUUCCGGUGGAAAUUGAGUAUAGAUCAUAUUGGGCUGUAAAGAGUUGUAACUUGACACUUGAGCAAGCUAGAAUUGAAAGGAAGCUCCAACUUCAGGAGCUUGAAGAGAUACGCUUGCAAGCCUAUGAGAAUUCUAGAUUGUAUAAAGAGAAAGUUAGGAGAUUUCAUGACACACAUAUUCUGAGGAAAGAGUUCUUUGUAGGCGAGAAAGUGUUAUUGUUCAACUUUCGGUUAAAAUUGAUUGCAUUUGAGAUUCAGGAUGAAGCUACCAGCAAGGCUUUUAAAGUAAAUGGUCAUCAGCUGAAACUAUUUUGGGAGAGCAAACCAGUGGAGUCAGCUCAGAACAUAGUUGAUUUAUCCUUAGUGGAGUCGACUUUGAUGGAGGAUGUGUCUACAUAG
Abrus precatorius (Indian licorice) is the source of this 1596-nucleotide messenger RNA. RefSeq lists its product as uncharacterized. The record is from RefSeq and is a predicted model, not a curated record. The transcript has 4 exons. Gene Ontology annotation, molecular function: nucleic acid binding. Gene Ontology annotation, biological process: DNA integration. NCBI's taxonomy places the organism in Eukaryota, Viridiplantae, Streptophyta, Magnoliopsida, Fabales, Fabaceae. The coding region runs from base 1 to 1596 and encodes 531 amino acids.